CCGCGUGGGAGCCCCUCCCUCUGCCGCCGCCGCCGGAGAAGUCGGGACAAAGUUUUGGAGCUGGAAGAAGAGAAGGAGAAAAAGAUAGAGGAGGAGGAGGAGGAAAAGAGAAAGGAGGAAGAGGACGAAGGAGAGCUCGCUUCGUCCGCCUUCGGAACUUGGAGCCCCGAAGGAACCCGCCGGAGUUUGGCCUUCCCCCUCCCUCCCUCCCUCCUCUCUUUCUUUCUUUCUUUCUCUCGCUCUCCUUCCCUUUCCCUCCUCCUCUUUCCUUCCUUAUAUUUCCUCCUUUCUCUCUCUUUCCUUUCUCUUUCCUCUCUUUUUCCUUCUCCCUCUUUCCUCCUUCUUUUCUCUCUCUUUCUUCCACAUUUCUCUCGCUCUCCCUCACUUCUCCCCUUUCUUUUUCUCUCCUCCCUCCCUCAAUCUCUUCUUUUCUCUCUACCCCUCCACUCUUUCCCUUUCCUUCCAUAUUUCUCCCGCUUUUUCCUCUUCUUCUUUUCUUCUCUUUCCUUCCCUUCUUCCUCUUCUUUUCUCUCCCUUUCCUUCCUCCCAUACUUCUCUCUCUUUCCUUCGCUCUCGUCUUCCUCUUCUCUCCUUUCUCCUUCCCUCGCUUUCCUUCCUUCCCUUCUUUGCUUGUUCCUCUUCUUUCUCCUUCCUUUCACUCCUUCUCUUUCCUUCUUUCCAUAUUUCCCUCUCCCUACCUCCUUUUUUCCUCUUCUUCUUUCCUUCCUCCAUCUGUCUCUGUAUUUCUCUCUCCCUCCUUCGCUUCAUCCUCUUCUUCUCUCCUUCCUUACUCUUUCCCUUCCUUCCACCCUCUCCCCUUUCUUCCCCUCCUCCCUUCUCUCCAUUUCCUUCUAUCCAUAUUUCUCUUCUUCCUCUUUCCUCCCUCCCUCUUUCCUUCUUUAUUCCCCCCUUCCUCUCCCUCUUUUUUCCUCCUUCUCUUUCCUUCCACAUUUCUCUCUCCCUUCUUCACUUCUUCUUUUCUUUCCUCUCCCUCUUCUUUUUCUCCUUCUCUUUCUUUCCUUCCAUAUUUCUCUCUCCCUCCUUCGCUUCUUCCUCUUUCCUUCUUUAUUCCCCCUCCUCUCCCUCUUCUUUCCCUCCUUCUCUUUCCUUCCUUCCUUAUUUCUCCCUCCCUCCUUCACUUCUUUCUUUCUUUCCUCUCCCUCUUCUUUUCCACCUUCUUUCUUUCUCUUUUCUCUCUCCCUCCUUCGCUUCUUCCCAUACUUCUCUCCUUCCUUCCUCUCUUACUUUCUCUCCCUUUCCUUCUUUCCUCUCCUCUUUCCUUCCACAUUUCUCUCCUCCUUUGCUUCUUCUUCUCCCCCUCCUCCUUUCUACUCUCCUUCCUCUCUCCUUCCUUCCUUCCCUUUGGCCAACAUGUCUUCCAUCCUGCCCUUUACGCCUCCCAUCGUGAAGCGGUUGCUGGGCUGGAAGAAGGGCGAGCAGAACGGGCAGGAGGAGAAGUGGUGCGAGAAGGCGGUCAAGAGCCUGGUCAAGAAGCUCAAGAAGAGUGGGCAGCUGGACGAGCUGGAGAAGGCCAUCAGCACCCAGAGUGGAGGCACCAAGUGCAUCACCAUUCCCAGAUCGCUGGAUGGCCGGCUGCAGGUCUCCCACCGGAAGGGCCUCCCACACGUCAUCUAUUGCCGUCUCUGGCGCUGGCCGGACCUCCACAGCCAUCAUGAGCUGCGUGCCAUGGAAAUGUGUGAAUACGCCUUUAACAUGAAGAAGGACGAAGUCUGUGUAAAUCCGUAUCAUUACCAAAGAGUGGAGACGCCAGUGUUACCUCCCGUCUUGGUGCCGAGGCACACGGAGAUUCCUGCCGAGUUUCCUCCGCUGGACGACUACAGCCAUUCAAUUCCGGAGAACACUAACUUCCCAGCUGGCAUCGAACCUCAGAGCAACUACAUUCCAGAGACCCCUCCACCAGGCUACUUGAGCGAGGAUGGGGAAAGCAGCGAACACCAGAUGAACCAUAGCAUGGAUGCAGGUUCUCCAAAUCUGUCUCCGAAUCCGAUGUCUCCGGCGCACAAUAAUUUGGAUCUUCAGCCAGUCACUUACUGUGAGCCCGCCUUCUGGUGCUCCAUAUCAUACUAUGAGCUUAACCAGAGAGUCGGGGAGACCUUCCAUGCUUCCCAGCCUUCAAUGACUGUGGAUGGCUUCACCGACCCAUCCAAUUCAGAGCGCUUUUGCCUGGGCCUGCUGUCCAACGUCAACCGAAAUGCUGCCGUAGAGCUCACCCGCCGACACAUCGGGAGAGGUGUGAGGCUAUACUACAUCGGCGGAGAGGUAUUUGCUGAGUGCCUGAGCGACAGUGCCAUCUUCGUCCAGUCCCCCAAUUGCAACCAGCGCUAUGGAUGGCAUCCGGCCACCGUCUGCAAGAUCCCGCCAGGAUGUAACCUGAAGAUCUUCAACAACCAGGAAUUUGCUGCUCUCUUGGCCCAGUCUGUGAAUCAGGGUUUCGAGGCUGUCUACCAGCUGACGCGCAUGUGCACCAUCCGGAUGAGCUUUGUCAAGGGCUGGGGUGCGGAAUACAGGCGGCAGACAGUCACCAGCACUCCUUGCUGGAUUGAGCUCCACUUGAACGGCCCGCUGCAGUGGCUGGACAAGGUCCUCACGCAGAUGGGCUCCCCGAGCAUCCGCUGCUCCAGCGUCUCUUAGGCAGGAAAAAGCUGCGGCAUGGAAGCCAAGACUCAGAAAUCUCUGGCUUGGAACAAACUCCAUCAGUCCCUUACCUGAGAGCAAUUUUUUUUCUCCAAUCGUCUGUCUGAAAAACUGGUGGCCAUGAAAAAAGAGAACAUUGGGGUUGUGUCCUUUCCAGCUCAGCUCUCCACGGUGACUGUUCCUUCCUUUCAGUCGAAAAUAAACCCAGUCGGAGACAUCUUGCAUGUGAGAUCAAGGCACUUCACCCAAACUCUAGAUGCAUUAGAGGAAAUGCUUUGAUUUUUUUGCUGUGUCGUGUUGGGGAAUUCUGUUGCCGCCAUAUUAGUCGCUGUCUGCAGCAGUUUUAGGAGGGGAGAGUCCAUGUUUUGGGUUUUCUCCUCUUCCCCACUUGGAUGGAGGACAUCCUCCUGGAACUGCUUGUCAGGAAGGAUCCACCACCCCUUGUCAACAUUCCCAUCAUAAGCAUUGACUUCCUGGGAUCGUUUCUGUUCAACCUUGAGCAGGAAAGCUCUUGGAAAUAACAUCUGACUGGAAGAGAUCCAGAGGCUGUCUUGCAGCAGAGACAGCUUUAAGUUGUCAUUGCAGUGACUUCAAGGUGGUACCUCAUGCCACACCUCAUGCCCACAUUGGGGCAAUUUUUCCCUCUUCUGGAAAUGAUUCAAGAAAGGGAGACCUUGCUGCUUCCUCCAGAGACCUUUGUGGCAUUUGCUAGCUUUCAUGGUCCUCCUCGCAUUGUUUUAAUCCAUUCCUGGAUCAUCCGUAUGACGUGCCAGAGUCCCUGACAGCUAAAGAUGGCCUUGAAGGGGGCAGAUUUCUUUUGGAGAUGACGUUCCACAAAGAGAAAAGCAAAACACUCCUGUUCCAAUGAUUGUCUUGCCUUCAAUGUUUUUUUCUCUUCUGGAAAUGGUUCAGGAAAGGGAGACCUUGCUGCUUCCUCCAAAGGCUUUUGUGGCAUAUGCUAGCCUUGCAUUGUUUUCAUCCACUCCUGGAUCAUCUGCAUAAUGUGCCAGAUCCCCUGAGAGCUAAAGGUGGCUUUGGAGGUUCCAGAUUUCAUUGGGAGAUAAGGUUCCACAAAGAGAAAAGCAAAACACUCAUGUUCCAAUGAUUGCCUUGCCUGAGUUCGGCCAGGAAGCGUGGAUGGGAUUUGGAGAUCUGCAGGCAGCUCGAGUCUCCUGUUUCAUGCAGUUUUCAAGAGCACAGAUUCCUCCAACCCGCCCUGCCCUUCUUUUGCUAUUUCGGUUCAACCAGUCUCUUUGGCAGGACACCUGAGAGUGUCGCUGGCUCUUUAUGUCCAGACUUUGAAAAAAUUGUUUUGGAAGUCCUAAAAGGCUGCAUGCCUGAGAUGGUUCCAGAGAGAAAACCAUUUGGGACACCUUGUGGCCAUUGUAGGACUCAAGAGUACUGAAAAUUCAACCAUGGAAUUUAGGGCUUCAUCUUCACCCCAGUUAUAUUUGCAACCUGGAGUCAGGGGGGAUUCCAGACAUUCAUUUAAAAAGCGCUUUUCAAAAUGCCAUACCUAUUUAGGGCCACAGAGAGUGCCUUUACAUUUCAGGCAAAUAUUUGAAACAAGUCCAUAGCUCCAACUUUGAAAGGACUAGCUGCCAAAAAUUAGGAUUGUAUGGAUUCAUGCGAAAAGGGGUGCCUUCGUGGACACCUAGAAAAAUAAAAAAGGGCCCCAUGCACUGAUUUGAAUUGCUAGAGAAGAGCCAUCACCUCUGUGGGAUGGAAACUUUCAGACAUUGUGUUGAGACAGUAGGUUUGCUUUGGUUGCAGUUCGCUUUUUGCCUAUCGAAUGGGGCUGGUUCUUGCAAGCCUUGGGAAAUUAUACAGGUGUGUUUGUAAAAGGAGAAAGCACCCCCCCCCCCCCCAGAUAAAUAUUUUUGCUCAUUUAAGGAGGAGAACAUUAUUUUUCUGUAUUUUCUUAAGGGGUUGUGCCAAGAACACCCUGUCCUUUGGAUGUCUGUUUGAGUCAUGUAGAUCUUGUAUUCGCCUGCGACAAAAUAGUUUUGCUUGAUGUUUAGAAUCAAAUAACAUGCCCCCUCCCCAACUGUUUUGGAACUGCAACUCCCAGCAUGCUUAGCCACUCACAUUGCUAGAUAGUGCUGCUGGAAGUUGUAGUUCACCAUCAUCUAGAGCAGUGUUUAUCAACCUGGGGGUUGGGAACCCUGGGGAGUCACCGGGGGGUGUCAACAGGAUCACCAAAGGCCAUCAGAAAACACCAGGUCCAAAACACCAGGAGGGCCCAAGUUUGCCCAAGCCUGGUCUAAAGCAUCCAGUAUUCAUUGUUUGUCAAAACUUUGCAGAUACAGGGUACAACCUAGAAAAAAAUAUUUAAGUGCACUUAAGACAUUCCUCUUGGCUGCACCUAUACAUUGUGCCUUGCCCCAGAGAGCAGCUGAGGAGAUGCGCAAAGAGAGGCCCUGUUUGAAAGGUUGAAAAGCACCAUCCUCCAUGAGAGAUAGUUGGAUCAAAUAAGCACAAGAGUGCUGCCCACAUGAUAAUCUCAAGGCACUGCCUUGACUUUUCCCCAUUUUGGCUUACCUGCCCUUUGAGUUUGUAUCAAUGCAAAUGCACAGCUAUUUCCUUGACUAGAAGUGAACACUUUGCAGGCCGUUUGUGGCCCCGGGUUUGUGAGUUGAAUCUCCCAUCUUUAAAAACACCAUUCUUUCCUUGAGGGACUGGCAUAAAGCACUUGAGCCUUGCUGGUUGACUGUCUUGUCGCUUUCGUGUGCCACGUUCCAACUCUAAAAAGAGAAGCCUUUGAGUAAGCAACGUGGAAUCAAGUACAUGUCCUUUCCUCCUUUGAAUAUGUUCUUAGAUUGAGCCACUGGCUCACGGGAAACUGCCCGAUAUUGCAUUCAUGUGCGAUGUGGCCCGUUCUGUCUAUAAGACAACAAACACGACGCAGCUUUCAAACUUGUACAGAACUUUUUUUUAUGUAGCACCAAUGGGAUUGUAUGCAUUAUCCAUACUGGAAUCUUUUAGCUGAACUCAUUUGGCGACUGGGAAAGGACUACCCGACACUUGAGGCAUGCGUGCCUCUUAUACGGCUGCUGGCGGACGUACCCAGGUGGCCUUGACCAACCAUCUCUCUCUCUUUUUUAAUGUGGUUAGUGACAAAACUUAAUCUCUGUGUUGUUUUCAUUAAUGUAUUGAAGAAAGCUGCAGAAUGCAUUAUCCUUACUAUUAUUAUUUUUUCUACUAUUAUUAUUAUUUGCAGAGUUUAAGGCCUGUGCUUUCAAACUUAAUCGGUAGCAAUAAGUUGCAAAAGGAAUGGGGAAAUUCUGUCUUGAGGCCAGCAAGGCACUCAUAUGGGACAGUUGUGAGAAUAUAGGAAUGUGGUUUCGUUGAAAGGCUGCAGCAAAAAUGUGUUUUUGAGGGGAAAACCCAAUUCACGCUCGAACCAUCACUUCCCUGAGACCAGUUUCUGUCAGGAGAGAGGUUGGGUUUGCAAGAAGGAUCUGAAUGGCUUGACUCAAGAGAUUUCCCACUACAUCCAACUACUACGAAGAUUAUUUCUAGGAUAGAGAGAAAUGAAGUAACCCCUUUUAUAUCAAGUAGCAAAUUUCAAUCUGCGUGGGUGAAACGUUUAAUAGUCUUCUCGAUUUCCUUAGUUACACAAUGCUUUUUGUUAAUAAGAGGAAAUAUUUGAAAUUUUGUCUGCAAAAAUAUGUUUUCUGGGGGAUUUGAAGAUUCAUCAAUCUUGAAAACACACACACUAUGGACGAAACUGGAUUUGGACGGCAUCGAACCACAAACUCAAGGGAGAGGCAAAGAGGACCAUUCACUCCAAUUUCUGCAAAGCCAACAGAAAAGGACUGGAUUUUGGGCAGAUUGUGUAUUAUGUCCCUGCAAUAUUGGAGUCUCAGUGGUUGCCCUCACCUCGUUCUAUCAUAUUUGAUACAUACAUCACACUUGCUAUUGGUGCCGCUAUGGAGCAUCUCUUAUUUCAGAUAGGCUUCAGCAAAGGCCCUUGGAAGAGAUUUUGAAAAUCUGGGUCGCAGAAGUAUUCUCUGCAUUCUCUUCUGGAUGACCCAGUGCUCCAUAGUAUUCCCAAAUGGGUUGAUUCUCCUUCCAAGUCCACUUCUCUGCAAAUGGUCAUUCAUUUCAUGCAGCAUUCAAGGCUGUCCUAUGUUGUUUUGACUUAUUUUAAAAUGGGGUUAAUAUUUUGGCUCAUUGAUUUCUCUCUCCAACAUGUUUGUUUCCUUCUUUUAUACCUGAGAUUGGUGCAUUAAUGAACCUUUGCUUGUCCUCUGUGGGUCUUUAGCCCUGCUAAGCUUAUUUUUUAUUAAAAGCCUAUAUCAUCCAUUCCUUA
Molecule: messenger RNA, 6970 nt
Organism: Anolis sagrei ordinatus
Lineage: Eukaryota; Metazoa; Chordata; Lepidosauria; Squamata; Anolidae
Gene: SMAD3
Product: SMAD family member 3
Biological process (GO): cell differentiation; transforming growth factor beta receptor signaling pathway; anatomical structure morphogenesis
Cellular component (GO): heteromeric SMAD protein complex
Molecular function (GO): RNA polymerase II cis-regulatory region sequence-specific DNA binding; I-SMAD binding; DNA-binding transcription factor activity, RNA polymerase II-specific
Source: RefSeq, a predicted model, not a curated record